Helobdella robusta is the source of this 1128-nucleotide messenger RNA. RefSeq lists its product as hypothetical. Gene Ontology annotation, biological process: transport. The annotation marks the transcript as partial. The record is from RefSeq and is a predicted model, not a curated record. NCBI's taxonomy places the organism in Eukaryota, Metazoa, Annelida, Clitellata, Rhynchobdellida, Glossiphoniidae. Gene Ontology annotation, molecular function: transporter activity. The transcript is spliced from 8 exons.
AUGCAAAUCAACAGAAACUUGUCACAUCAACAACACCAACACGAUCACACCAAUAGCACAUCAAGCCCCACUCCUGACUCACUAAUUAAUGACAUCACACUGCAGCCAAUAGCAACGCAGAUAUUUUUAGAAACAUCAGCUGCCAGAGCUAUUGCUGGAAUGUUCGCCGUCACUGCUAUUAUCAUAACUUGCAUACAGAUAUACAACCAUCUUCGAUACUACGCCUGCCCAAACGAACAGAGGUGGAUCGUUCGGAUACUGUUCAUAGCCCCCAUAUAUUCUAUCGACUCCUGGUUCGGCCUGAUGUUCUUUAAGAAUGACUACUACAUCUACUUCAACGCUUUCAGAGAUUGCUAUGAGGCAUUCGUCAUAUAUAAUUUUCUGAGUCUUUGUUACGAGUACCUUGGCGGCGAGGGUCACAUUAUGGCCGAGCUUCAAGGAAAGAGUAUCAGUUCCAGCUGGUUGCAUGCAACAUGCUGCUUGGCUGGCCGACAAUAUACUAUCACGUUUUUGAGGUUUUGCAAACAGGCCACUCUGCAGUUCUGCGUAGUGAAGCCAGUUGUGGCCAUGGCGAUCAUCAUACUCCACCCGCUGGGAUAUUAUGAAGAUGGCGAUUUCAGUGCGAAAGGUAGCUACCUAUACAUAACGAUAAUCAACAAUGUCAGCGUUAGUUUGGCCCUCUAUGCCCUAUUCCUCUUUUUCUCCUCGACCAAUCAGCUUCUUAGAUCGCAUGACCCACUUUUGAAAUUUGUCGCCGUCAAAUCUAUCAUCUUUCUGUCGUUUUGGCAAGGAGUGCUACUGGCAAUCCUCGAGAUGGUGGGAGUGAUAAGUGCAGUGCGUUUGUCGACGGAUUCCAGCAUCGCUGUCGGGACAGUGGCCGCCGGCUAUCAGAACUUCCUCAUCUGCGUGGAGAUGUUUUUGGCGGCCAUCCUCCUGAGGUUCGCCUUCCCACACGCCACGUACAAGAAGGAGAGGGGCACGAGUAAGGAAGGGGCCUUGAGUAUUGGCCGCAGGACCCUGCAGAGCAUUUCAUCAAAUCUGAAGGAGACGAUGAACCCGCGGGACAUCGUAGUGGAUGCCCUGCACAACUUCCACCCCAACUACCAGCACUACGUACAACAUUCCACA